Molecule: messenger RNA, 2085 nt
Organism: Diaporthe amygdali
Lineage: Eukaryota; Fungi; Ascomycota; Sordariomycetes; Diaporthales; Diaporthaceae
Exons: 2
Coding region: 1-2085 (694 amino acids)
Source: RefSeq, a predicted model, not a curated record
AUGCCUUCGAUAGAGUCGUCCAAGUCUUGGUUGUACAGGGAGUUGCCUUCAAACAAGAGGACCAUUCGUCUCCUCCGAUUGCUGCCUGGAAGGCCUGAAGACCACGAGAUUCGCUGUCAGCUCUACGAAAGCUCCCUAAUAGAUGCCGUGGGAAACUAUAAAGCCCUUUCCUACACAUGGGGAAGCGGUGCACCAGAAUGCGACGAAGUGGUGUGCUGUGAUGGUCUGAUCGUCCCAGUCACCCUAAACUUAUACUCGGCUUUACACAAAUUGAGGGAUCUUACGGCCACCUUGACCCUGUGGGUCGAUUCAUUGUGUAUCGAUCAAUACAAUGAAAAUGAGCGCACGCACCAAGUUGGAAUGAUGCGUGAAAUUUACGCCAAUAGCAAAGAGGUUAUCAUCUGGCUUGGUGCCGGUCGUUCCGAUGUGACGGCGACUGAUUCGGUGGAGGUCAGGUUCAGUGGCGAUGAAAGAGAUGUUCCAAAGAUUGAAUAUCAUCUUGGGAGGUUGUGGAGGGGACAGCUAGAGUUGCCUCCGGGUGGUCGCGAUGUCUUUGGCGCCUUUUGCGUGAUAUCAAUGCUGGCACAGGGACUUCUUGCCUCCAGGAUCUGGUAUCUUAAGAAUCUGGACUACGCUCCGCCAAUCAUUCGCGGACUUCUUGCUCUGCUGGACGAGCCCUGGUGGACUAGGAUAUGGGUCGUUCAAGAGACUGUCGUCUCUGCCCGUGCAAUCGUACAUUAUAACAACAUAUCUAUGCCGUGGGAAGCAUUUUCGAGGGCCUCUUUGUGUUAUCUGACGGGGAAGGUUACUGAGCAGCUGGGUUCUGCUCCCUCCGAAACCUAUGGCCCGUCAUUGACUCGAUUUCACCGACUGGUCAACGAGAUUGAUACCACCAAAAGGGAUUGGAACGCCUUCGAACCAUCCGCACUACUUCCACUUUUGAGAAAGUUCCGUGCCAAAGAUGCAAGCGACAAAAGAGACAAAGUUUACGCGUUGAUUGGGUUGGUUAAUUUCUGGGGGCAAGACGAGCCCCUGAUACCUGAUUAUGGGCUCAGGCUUAGCAAAGUAUAUUGGCAAACUACCAAACGUCUCAUUCGAAGUUCGAAAACCCUCGCAGUCCUUUCAGGUACCACUGCAGCUGGGAAGCAAAUACAAGCCGGCUUUCCUACUUGGGUAACGGAUUGGAGUUACCGCCCUUCUUCCGAUGAGGCAGAUCGGCUAAACAGUCAGCAUUUAUACAACGCUGCUGACCAGGCGAUGGAGGGCAUCAAAAUUCAUGGACAGACGCUGCUAGAGGCUAAAGGCUAUUCUCUCGACCGUGUCUCAUUGGUUUUAAGCUGGAAUGCCAUCUUCGGAGAAGAUCUUCGGACACAGGCUGCAUACUGGAAAUUCCGCCUACCUUGGCCCGAAAAUACUGCGUACCUACACGGCGGCACACUCAGAACGGCGUUCUGGAGAACAAUAUGCGGUAAUGUGAUAUAUGUGCCAGAAGCAAGGACCGAACGGGAAAGGUUCAGAAAAGCGGUUGCUUCAGAUGUCAAAGCUUUUGAGUCUUGGUGCAAAGUCGACAAAUCAACAAACCGCCGAACCUCAAUCAUUGGUGGCACGUGGCAGGGAACUGUCAGCUCUGAGGAACAAAUUACUAACAAGAAGCGCAAUGCAUACAAGCUGGCGGUUGAGUGCGCUUCGCGUGGGCGCUGUUUCUUCGUCACGGAACAAGGCCGCCUGGGUAUCGGUCCUCCGUCUCUAAAGGCAGAUGAUGAAGUUUACAUCCUCCACGGCAGUAGGGUGCCGAUGAUUCUACGCAGGGCGAGAACGUCGAGGACCUGCCGAGAUAAGGUUGUGGAGAAGCUGGUGCUGUCCACCGAUGAGGAGCACGCAACGAUAAAGGCGGGAGGUCGAAACAAAGCGGACGCUGCGACAAGCCGUGAAGCAACAAGGUUUUCAAUAUGCAAUGAAAGUCAUGAGGAUUGCUACAAGGUCGUCGGGGACGCUUACGUCCAUGGGCUUAUGGAAGGAGGUAUGGUCUGGGAGGACCGAGCCCGCACACGCCUGAAGAAGACUAAGUCUGUGUACAUUGUGUGA